Messenger RNA from Haliotis rubra (blacklip abalone), 4593 nucleotides. Its product is annotated as nuclear protein localization protein 4 homolog. Lineage: Eukaryota; Metazoa; Mollusca; Gastropoda; Lepetellida; Haliotidae. The coding region runs from base 104 to 1951 and encodes 615 amino acids. Gene Ontology annotation, cellular component: nucleus. Gene Ontology annotation, biological process: ubiquitin-dependent protein catabolic process. The transcript has 15 exons. Gene Ontology annotation, molecular function: ubiquitin protein ligase binding; ubiquitin binding. The record is from RefSeq and is a predicted model, not a curated record.
UCGUGGUGAACUAAAGACACGAGAGCACCUGUCAUGGCUGCUUUGUGAUUGCUGCAGUAUCAUACUUAGAACGCUUCACAGCUGGCAAAAUACACGCAUCGUCAUGUCGAAAUCAAUUAUUGUGCGUGUGCAAUCUGCCGUCCAUGGCACCAAACGAGUAGAUACAAAGGCAUCAGAAUCGGUUGCAGUCCUGCUUGACAAGAUCCAAAAGGAAUUUAAUCUUGGGGAUACAGGAUGGAAUGUUUUUCAGAAUCGAAACAAAACUGGCAUUCUUCGCAAUUCACGAGCAAAGACAAUUGAUUCAUACAAGAUAAAACAUGGUGACAUGCUGUACUUGUUAUCUGAUGAGAAGUUAUUAUCAGCUGGAGACCAGGCCGAGCCGAUGGACACUGGGAGACCAUCAUCCUCCAACUCUGUCCGCGAAGAUGAGGUUGAUGUCAUCCUAAGCAAAGAAGAUGGCAAAAUAUACAGGAGUAGAAAUGAACAACUGUGUCAUCAUGGUCCUAAAGGGAAGUGUCUUCACUGUGUUCCUCUUGAACCUUAUGAUGAAGAAUUUCUAAAAAGCUGUGAACCACCUAUCAAGUUUUUGUCUUUCCACUCUUACAUCAGGAAGCUAACAGGAGGUGUUGACCGGGGGAAAUUUGUUAAUUUGGAAAACAUAAGUUGUAAGAUAAAAUCAGGUUGCAAGGAACAUCCCCCGUGGCCUGGAGGUAUAUGUACAAAAUGCCAGCCAAAUGCUGUUACACUCAACAGACAGAAAUAUCGCCAUGUUGACAAUAUCAUGUUUGAGAACCCUGUUGUUGCUGACCGCUUCCUCAACUACUGGAGAAGCACAGGUAACCAGAGACUUGGUAUCCUGUAUGGCAGAUACGAACCUCACAAAGACGUCCCACUGGGCAUAAAAGCAACAGUUGCGGCUAUAUAUGAACCUCCUCAGCAAAGUUCCAAGAACAAGAUUGAGCUACUGCCAGAUGAAAAUGAAGCGGUUAUAAACGAGGUAGCAGAAAAACUGGGAGUGAUGCCAGUUGGAUGGAUAUUCUCUGAUCUUGUAGCUGAAGAUCUCACCAAGGGCACUGUUAAGAACUUCAGAGGAAACAUGGAUGCCCACUUUCUGAGUUCAGAGGAAUGCAUUAUGGCAGCAGACUUCCAAAAUAAGUAUCCGAACCCAUGUAAACUGUCCUCUAAUGGACACUUUGGGUCGAAGUUUGUCACCAUAGUAGUCACAGGUGACAACAACAACCAGAUCCACUUCGACGGCUACCAGGUUUCCAAUCAAUGCAUGGCAUUAGUGAGAGAUGACUGCCUUAUUCCCACUAAAGAUGUUCCCGAGCUGGGCUAUGUCAAAGAGUCAACGAAUGAACAAUAUGUCCCUGAUGUCUUUUAUAAAAACAAAGACAACUAUGGGAAUGAGGUAACUCAGCUUGCUCGCCCCCUCCCAGUGGAGUACCUCCUGGUAGACCUCCCAGCAGCCUUCCCGGUCCAGCCACAAUACACGUUCCAGACAAACAAUGGCCUGAAACCCUUCCCUGUAGAAAACCGUGCUAACAUUGGGGAAUGUCAGGACUUCACCAGCUUAGUGCAGUACAUGGAACAGUUUCCACCUAACCGUUUCCUGGAUGCAAUGUCAGACUUUCACCUUCUGCUGUUCUUGGCAACAUCAGAUCUGCUGCCUCUCAAAGACAGGAUGAGUGUGGCGCUAGAAGCAGUUAGGACAAGGAGUGAAGAUAAGGCAUUAGAGUUCAAGAGAAGUGAGGAAUGGGCAACUGUUGAAGAAAUGAUGUCCGCACAUGCGCCGUCCCCACCGAUGUCCCGCCAGGCGUCCUAUGUUGGCCCUGGUGCAGCCCCUCUGCCACCUAUUGGCAGCACUGCCAGUUCAUGGACUUGUGAUCACUGUACAUACAUCAACAAGCCUGAACAUACAGCCUGUGAUAUCUGCUCUCUACCACGAUGAACGCCUGGCUAGCUCCGUCUAGGUCUAUAUGCAGGAAGAACGAUUGUUGAGAUCAUGAACCCAAGUCAACACACACCUUGCUCAUGUCUUACGGUUGUGGGAAUAACAUGGGAAUACAGUCCUCCUUGUUAAUGCAUGUUUAAUGUUCAUAUAUAAUCAAACGCAAUUAUGUAUAUGAACAAGUAAAGCAAGUUCAGCAAGAACCGAGUGGCUCAGUGGUACUGUGUUUCCUCCUCAUCAAUAAGGCCUGGGUUUGAUUCUAUAGUUGGAAGAUUUGAAGUCCAUUCUCUGUGUCCUCUGCUGUGGUAGUGCUUCAUGACUGACAUGGGACUUCUAAGACCAAAGUGCCCCUGACUGACAAGAUAUGAAAGGAAUGUUUCUGACUUGGGCUGAUGAGCCGUUGAUGAAUACUGUCACAGAUGUAAGAUGUAACUGAAGAAUUUGUGAUGACAUUGUAAGUGCUAUCAAUAAUGUGAGUUUAUGUAAAGAAAUAGGUCUGGCUCAUUUUGGCUGUUUGGAUGUGCUGUUUAUAUGUAUAGAAUGUUAAAACAAAAGGAUGUUUCCCAAGACAGGAGACUGUUUAUACUGUGGCACACUUGGAAGGGGAAUGUUGCCCCAGCAUUACUCCUUUGAUCUUGUUAGAAGAUGUUUGGAUGUGCCAUGGUGUUCCAAGCAUAUCUGUAGAUGCCUGUCUUACACUCAUUGUCAAAAUGGUUUCAAGUAGGAAAGAAGGAGAAAAGCUUUGGAAGGAUAUCAGUCCUGAUUAAGAAAGAAAUAAGUAAUCUCAAAAAAGAAGAUGUUUUUCCUCAGAAAAGUGGACAAGCUUUAUUGUCUCCCACUGGAGAAGCUUCUGGAGAAAAAGUUCCAUUUACUGCUAUUAUGACUUAGUUUGAUUCCAUCAUCUGGCUGGCCUCUACUAUUUACAAUAUAAACAGUUGUGUUAUUAGCAUUGGGUUUCCCCCUGUAUUUAGUGUUAGUAAGACUGGCUUCAUGUUGUAAUGUUUUGCUUGCCACAAACUUCAGUCAGAAAAGGCUAUGAGCUUCAAGGCACAUGAUAUGAAUAGAGUCUAAUACAGUUUUCAGGUCUUAUAAAUAUUUUCAUCUGAAUUGUAUCUAUCAAAGUGUGAUACCUUUUUGAUAAAUCAUUCAUCAAGACUGGCAAAUGUACUUACAAUUUGAUACGGAUUCUGAAAAUUUAAAAUUAGAAAACCAGAUACUGAUAUAUAUUUUAGCUAUUUCAUAUGGGAGUACAAAUCCCAAACUAUGAUUUAUUAUCUACAACUUGGCAGAUGGCACAUAAGGAUCUGUUCCUACAUGUCAUACAGUUACGCUGCAGUCUAAAGAGAUUUUGGAAGCAGACUGAACUGGGAGAGCUGUAUUCAUUAUACUCUAAAAAAGAAAUUUAUGUAUAGCAGGGUCUUUGACAUGGACACCAUUCUACAAAGCAAUUAAACUGCUAAGGUAAUCAUGACUCUGAAUACUUCCUAUAGACUUACAGUAGUGCUAAAGUGUUGAAGAGAACCAUGGUCAGAUCCAGAAGUUUGUGAAGAGGAUCCACAUUUGUGGAUUGUAGUGAUCUAUACAUACCUGAUCACAGAUGGACAUAUAUGUGGCCUCAGCAUUAAGAUCAAAUGAUUUGGGCGAAUGGUUGGAUUGAAUUUGUAGUCGAUAUACCCGAUAAUGCAAACUAGGCUACAAGUAGCUGUGAUCACUAUUCCUAAGAAUGGCCUAAGUAGCAAACAGUGUUCUGAUGGCAUGAGCAUUUAUUUUGUUUAUUCAAAGUCAUUUCAUUUAAUUUCUCAUAUAAAUAUUCAAUUUUAACUAAGAUAACCUUUUGGUGGCUAUUUUUUUUUGCCAUAUGGCCAGAACAAACUUUUCAGUUGGACAUCUGUCAGCUUGGUUAUUUCUGUCAAAAUACAAGCUGUAAAUGCAUUAAGGUGCAAUGCCGGAUACAUUUAUGUUCAUUUUUAUAAGCUAGAGAGGACACUUGUUUCUUCUUCAACCAGCACUGAUUUUAUACAAGAGGGUUUGAACCCAUGCAAAAUAUUGUCUGAGCGUCAAGUUUGAUGUUCUAUAUCACACUGGACCUGUGCCCUGUGUGGACCUUAUGUAUCAUUUGGUCCUCUGUUUCUUCACUUUCAUGUAAGAAAUUCUGCAGUGCCUAUGUUUGUUGCUGACUGUUUGCAAUCAAGGGAAACUGACUGGAAGUGAUUGUAGCAAACAGUAUCUGGUAUCAUCAGAUAUCUCCGUCUUUCUGCAAGCACCAUAUUUUACAGUCUGGAGUUGCAAAAUUUGUUAUUGCUUCAUCAGUUCACAUGGAAGUGAACAUAUGUUUCAUCGUUAGACAAAUUGUUCACCAGUUGUCAAGAUAUAGAAAGGCAUCAUUGGCAGGUUUAAUUUAUUGUACAUUUAGUUCCUUGUUUGAUGAUUUCAAAUGUAUUUUAAGUUUAACCAGGAAGUAUUUGGGGCCAGCAGUGGUAAGUUCAGGCUAAAAGUUCUAUUAAACAGUAAAUUAGGCUUGAUACACCAAGUACACAAAUGUACAUGUAUUUGUUAAUUGAAAGCAUAAUUUAUUUUCUUGUGUGUAUAUUAUGCCUUUAUCAAGAGGCAAAGCCAUCCAUGUUAAUAAACAUCAUCACUCA